AUGUCUCAAGAACGGCGGUUCAGAGUCAUUAUCGUGGGAGGCUCUGUCACAGGUCUCACAUUAGCUCACAGCUUGCACAGAAUCGGAGUCGAUUACACGAUUCUAGAGAAAAGAGCCAAGGUUGCACUACAGGAGGGCGCCUCAAUUGGAAUCCUGCCAAAUGGUGCUCGAGUUCUGGAUCAACUUGGGCUUUACAAUGUCAUUGAGCAGUCCGCCGUCCCUCUAAAAACAUCACACAUCCAUUUUCCCGAUGGCUUCCACUUUACCAGCCCUUACCCCAGGAGGAUGUUGGAAAGUUUCGGAUACCCUAUUGCCUUUUUAGAAAGGCGGAGACUGCUCGAAAUCUUGUACGACGCACUGCCUGACAAGACCAGAGUUCAGGUCAACAAAACAGUCUCCGACAUUGAGCAAUACUCAGAAGGAGGCAGAUACAGCGUCCGGGUCCGGACCCUCGAUGGAGAUGUGUAUGAGGGUGACCUCGUCGUCGGAGCUGAUGGCGUGCAUAGUCGAACUAGGAGAGAAAUGUGGCGUCUGUCCGGCUCUUCGUCGACGGGCGAUGUCCCAGUCAGUGAGAAAAACGGUACGUCGGUGGAGUAUUCCUGUGUUUUUGGUAUCUCACAGGGAUUGUCUGGCCUGAGGGCUGGAGAGCAGGUUAUGCGCAUGUACAAUGGGCGAACCUUGGUGGUGAUACCGCACAAAGGCGAGCUGGUUUUCUGGUUCUUGGUACAGAAGCUUGACCGGAAAUACGAUUAUAGUAAUGCCCCUCGCUUCACGUUGGAAGACGCCGCCGCACAGUGCUUGCAGGUCGCUCAUGCUCCUAUAGCGGAUGGUAUCCAGUUCGGACAUGUUUGGAAGACGCGACAGACUUUCAACAUGCUCUCUCUAGAAGAGAACCUUUUCAGGACUUGGUCCUUCGGUCCUGUGGUCUGCAUCGGAGACAGUAUACAUAAGAUGACAGUCAAUCUUGGACAAGGCGCAAACUGCGCCAUUGAAGACGUUGCAGUCUUAUCCAAUCUAUUACGCGAGCUCCUCUUGGAGAACAAGGAUCUAAAGCCAACAUGUCGGGAGAUUGAUGUUCUGCUGCGACGCUUCAACCACAUGCACUUCUCAAGAGUGUCACAUAUCUGUGACAUGUCUUGGCUGGUAGCACGAGUGCAUGCACGGGAUGGAUUUCUUCGCAAGAUAAUAGGAAGGUAUGUCAUGCCAUAUUUCGGUAGACGAUUCGAAAGUCGGCCCUUCAAGAUGAUUGCAGAUGCUGCAGCAUUGGAUUUCUUGCCAUUGCCGAGAUCUUCUUUUCCAGGCUGGAAAAUGUACAAAAGCAAAGAGGGUGGGGUAGGGCCAUGGGCUGUAGUCCGGAACGUAAUUUUCCUGUUGGCUACGUUAAUGGUGGCAUGGGUUUGUAGGCAGUGGGCCUAA
Molecule: messenger RNA, 1416 nt
Organism: Fusarium redolens
Lineage: Eukaryota; Fungi; Ascomycota; Sordariomycetes; Hypocreales; Nectriaceae
Product: FAD binding domain-containing protein
Exons: 4
Coding region: 1-1416 (471 amino acids)
Molecular function (GO): FAD binding
Source: RefSeq, a predicted model, not a curated record